Messenger RNA from Protopolystoma xenopodis, 612 nucleotides. The record is from the annotation of a GenBank genome assembly. NCBI's taxonomy places the organism in Eukaryota, Metazoa, Platyhelminthes, Monogenea, Polystomatidea, Polystomatidae.
GGCUCUCUGAAAUGCUCCACGAGCAUAAGCGAUUUGGCCUCCAUUGGCUCCUUAACAGGAGAACAAAGACUACUCUCAGUUGAGGUAGAUGGAUUGCGAAUCGUGGCUCUUUCAAUCCACCAUAGGCCAAGAACGACUGUUAUCGAAUGCUUCGGCUCCACAGAGGUCUGCGGCUGCGUAGCUCAUAAUAUGUUGAGCGAUUCGAGUUGCGAAGUCGUUGGACCUCCAGUUGUCUGCUGCAAGAUCAAGUUAGUCGACGUACCGGAUAUGGACAUAAUCUACAAGCGGGAUAACAAAGGAGAGAUUUGCGUGAAGGGCCCCAUAUGCACUUUGGGGUAUUUCAAAGAACCGGAAAAGACAGCAGAGCUAAUAGAUGAAGAUGGCUGGCUCCACAUGGGGGACAUUGCAAUCUGGACACCGACCGAUACUAAAUUUGCAUAUGAUGAAUUGAUCUAUAGUUCUAAAUUACCCUCUGCCUGGCAGAAGGUCGUUCCAGCCGCCGGGCUGGACCAUAGUUUCGGUCUCAUCAGCAGUAUCAGAAAUGUUGAUGUAUGGUUUAAGAAAACUAAGUUACCAUCUAAGCCACAUGCCCAUUUUGUUGCACAAAAAUAA